AUGUUAUCAGAAGCAGUCCCCGAUGGCGAUAAAAUUUAUGAAUGGUUAGAUAGUGCCGAAAAGUUAAAAUCAACACGUCAAUUAGCUCAUACCUUUAAUAUGAUGUAUUAUUUUAAAUUACAACAAGAAUUAUGGAAAGAUUAUUUCGAUUUGAGUAUGACUGAGGGUAUUUGGGCUCCACGAGUACCGAAAUCGGAAGCAAAACAACAUUAUACUUGUGUAUCCUAUGGUCGAUCUGAGAAACUUGUUGAACAACGUCAAAAAACUAUUCAACAUCAAAUGAAUCGAACAAAUCAUGAACUACAACAACAAUUGAUUUAUCUACCAGAAUGGACUGAAAAUGUUCAGCCAUUCAUCGAUUCAAAAUUUCUCUCAUCAGCUGUGAAAGCAAUGGUUAAACAUGGUCAAUAUCGUUUAAAUAUGGAAUUCAAACAUAAACGUGCAAUGUUAAAAUUGGAUGCUGAUGAUCAUCGUUUCAUUUCAGCCGUAUAUGCAUUGAAACCGACUGAAGAACAGAAAGCACUGGAAGAAGUGGAAAUUCUUCGAAAACGAGUGUCAUUAAGACGACUUCCUCAACCAUAUGAUAAAAUUCUUAAUCAAUCCAUUGCUCCUAUUCAAACAAUACUUUCACAUGCUAUUCUGCAUAAAGAUCGACGUGCUAGUAUGGCAUCACGUUGCUCUAAAACAAUUACACAAUAUAAAUUUGAUUUGAUGGCUAUGACGAUCGCUAUAGCUCAAGAUACAGCUCGUGGUUAUGCUCAAUUGGCAAUCCAUACGAAAAAUAAAUUAUGUCAACUUGAUAAUAAUUCACUACGAACAUCUAUUGAACAACUCAUCCAAGCAAUAGAAAUUCGUGGAGAAAAUAUGAAAAAACGUGCUCAAGAAUUAUUUCAAUAUAAAAUGAUAUCUUUUUUCGAACAGGCUCCGGCGGUAGACAACGGCCUUAAAUAUAUUCCACCAUGUCAAAGUCGAUUUUCACGUCAAUCUAUUGAUGGUAUUGUCAAUGAACAAUAUAAAACAUUACGUUCAAUUGUUCAAGGUUGUCUUGAUGAUCAUCAUGUGCAGCUUAUAGAACCACGUGAGAAAGAAGGUUUUCCUUGCUUGAAACGUAUACUCUAUGAACUUCAAUCAAAAAAAUUACCACAUCAACUAAAUAUUCGUGCUCGACGUGAACAAAAAGUAAUACGAAGUAUAAGAAAAAUUUUACGCCAUCGACCUGAUAUUACUGUUCGUCGAACUGACAAGAGUAAAGUAUUUUAUGCAGGUAAUGUGACUAUUUUCGGUGACAAAGCUUCGAGAUAUAUGAUCGAAACCGAAGCUUAUCAAGAG
Rotaria sordida is the source of this 1329-nucleotide messenger RNA. The record is from the annotation of a GenBank genome assembly. NCBI's taxonomy places the organism in Eukaryota, Metazoa, Rotifera, Eurotatoria, Philodinida, Philodinidae.